Messenger RNA from Capsella rubella, 452 nucleotides. RefSeq lists its product as uncharacterized. Bases 26 to 280 code for a protein of 84 amino acids. The record is from RefSeq and is a predicted model, not a curated record. The transcript has a single exon. NCBI's taxonomy places the organism in Eukaryota, Viridiplantae, Streptophyta, Magnoliopsida, Brassicales, Brassicaceae.
AUCACCAGGAAACACAAGCACUCCUAUGUAUAGACAAACAUAUACAUCCACCAUGAGCAACAAAAACAACAACAUGAAGAUGAUGAUGAGUUCCGCAAAAGAGAGUGGUAAUGGAACCACUAACAUUGUUAUAACUGCAGACACUAGGAAUAAGAAGGUUGAGAGGAAGGCAUCGAUGGACGUGGACAAGUGCGCCGAAGCUUUUAUCUCAAAGUUCAGAAACCAGCUUCUUCUCCAGCGUCUUGAAUCCAUCGAAAACAUGCUCUCACGAGGCCCUUAACACUACUUUAUCGAAAUAUACAUAUAUGUAUUAAUUAAUUCUAUUAUUUCUUUCUUUUAUAUAUGCAUAUGGCUUUCAUAAAUUACUUUAGAUCUUCUUGCUUUUAGAGGUGGCAUUCUUCGUUUUUUGGUAACAUUAUGGUCCUUUUUUAAUAACAAUAUAAUGAAUGUAA